GUGUUUCUCAAAUUAAAUAUUUUCCAUAUCCUCCUUUUAUCAUGCAAAGUCCUCUUCCAUUCUAUAUAUAGCCCCUACCUCCUCCACCUCCUUUCCCCACUACAACACACACCAACAAUCAAAUCAAUCCAUCCAACCUAGACAUCUCUCAUCUUCUCCAAAUUAACAAAAAUGGUAGCUGGGAAAUACCCUUCCCCCACAUACUUCAUCCUCCUGCUCAUAACCAUAACACGUUUGAUCUCCACAGUGGGCAAGACCUCCCAAUGGAUGAAGGCCCUAACGCCGCCUCCGGAACUCGCCUCGGUCUCCCUCGAUGACACCAUCUUCAGCAAGCUCCGCAACGACCCAGAGGCCCUCCAGGGGAGGGCCUCCAGGGACUACGGGAACCUCGUCCGCGAGGUUCCCUCGGCGGUCUUCCACCCGACCUCGUCGAGCGACAUCGCGAGGCUGAUCAAGCUGUCGUACAACGGUUCUGUCCCCUUCAAGAUAGCGGCGAGGGGGCAAGGGCACUCGACGAGGGGCCAGGCGAUGGUACGUGAUGGGGUGGUGGUGGACAUGGCCGGGUUCAGAGAGAGAGGGAAUGGAGAGGGAAUAAGGGUUGUGAUGAGUGUUGUUGUGGACCCUAAUAAUAAGAAUGGUUAUGGUUACUAUUAUGCUGAUGUUGGAGGGGAACAGUUGUGGAUCGAUGUGCUAAACGCCACGCUUGAGCAUGGACUUGCACCUAUGUCCUGGACUGAUUACUUGUACUUGACGGUGGGAGGAACUCUCUCCAAUGCUGGCAUCAGUGGCCAGACAUUCCGCUAUGGUCCUCAAAUCACCACUGUCCGCCAAAUGGACGUCAUCACUGGAAAGGGAGAAUUUGUGACUUGCUCUCAGCAGACGAAUUCGGAGUUGUUCCACGCGGUUCUGGGGGGCUUAGGACAAUUUGGAAUUAUAACAAGGGCAAGAAUCGCUCUUGCCCCAGCUCCCAAGAGGGUUAAAUGGGUGAGACUUUUGUACAAUGACUUUUCUGCUUUCACCAAAGACCAGGAACAACUAAUCUCAAUCACUAGAAGGAAACAAAAUAUUGCACUGGAUUAUUUGGAAGGAUUGCUGCUAAUGCACCAAGGACCCAUAAAUAAUUGGAGAUCUUCUUUCUUCCCUUUAGCCGACCAUGCCCGAAUAAUUUCGCUAGUAACUAAACACAGCGUCCUCUAUUGCCUAGAAGUUGCCAAAUAUUAUGAUGGCCAAAAUGAAAACAAUGUGGACAAGGAACUCAAAGUUUUACUACAAGGACUGAGCUAUAUCCCUGGAUUUUACUAUGAAAAAGAUGUCUCGUAUGUUGAGUUCUUGAAUAGAGUUCGAAGUGGAGAGUUGAAGCUACAAUCACAAGGACUAUGGGAUGUUCCUCACCCAUGGCUUAAUUUGUUUAUACCGAAAUCUCAAAUCAUGGAAUUUGACUCGGGCGUGUUCAAGAAUAUCAUCCUUAAACGAAACAUUACCACAGGACCCGUCUUGGUUUACCCCAUGAAUAGAAACAAGUGGGACAAUAGGAUGUCAGCAUCAAUACCCGACGAGGAUAUCUUCUACACAGUUGGAUUUUUGCAUUCAAGUGGGUUUGAUAAUUGGAAGGCCUAUGAUGCUCAAAAUAAAGAAAUUCUACAAUUUUGUAACGAUUCUGGGAUCAAGGUUAAGCAAUAUCUUCCCCACUACCGCACACAAGAAGAUUGGACAAACCAUUUUGGCCCUAAAUGGAGGACUUUUGUAGAAAGAAAACACCAGUUUGAUCCAAAAAUGAUUCUAUCACCUGGACAAAGAAUCUUUAACAAUUAAACUAGCUUUAAAAAAAAUAUAUAAUAUGGUGGGACUACCCAAGUUAGCUAGCUGGCUGAUCUCAAGUGUACACAUAGGACCCAGAAUUCAGAUGAUAGCCUUUGUACUUGUUUUUGUUAAGAGGGUGGGGUUAAAAGCUGCAUGACUUUGGCAUAUAUGUAGAUCAGGUUACACAUACUUUAGAUACGUUAGGUUGACAAAAUCAUGUGUGAAAGAUGCACACAGCUAGCUGUGUACCUUUCUUUCUCUCUCUCUUUCUUUCUCUCUGUCCCUCAAUUUGUCUAUCACUAAAAAGAUUACUAUAGUUUAGAACCUAGUGAAGAGGGAAAAAAAAUCAUUAUAUAGAGGAUUUAAUUUUAUCACACGUUCUAAUCAUAUACAUUAAUAUUCUUAAAUGUGCAAUGAGUGUGUUCGGUGCCUUAA
Molecule: messenger RNA, 2235 nt
Organism: Glycine soja
Lineage: Eukaryota; Viridiplantae; Streptophyta; Magnoliopsida; Fabales; Fabaceae
Product: cytokinin dehydrogenase 3-like
Exons: 5
Coding region: 172-1812 (546 amino acids)
Biological process (GO): cytokinin metabolic process
Molecular function (GO): FAD binding; cytokinin dehydrogenase activity
Source: RefSeq, a predicted model, not a curated record